AUGAUCGUCUACAUCGUUUUUUCGAUGUUUUUUCUGUUUUUAUUUGUUUCCAUUGUGUGGUGGAUAAAUGCAUGGAGAUAUUCAAGAGGUUUAAAGGAUGUUAAAGGGCCUAAACCAUUUCCUAUAAUAGGAAAUGUCACUGAACUUGACACAACAACGCUUUUUUGGCAAAUUAAUGAAUGGCAUAAAGAAUAUGGAUACUUAGCGAAAGCUUUCAUUGGUUUUGAUUUUGUGGUGUCCUUGGCAGACCCAGAAUACUUGGAGUUUGUUUGUACCAAUCCUCUAACCUCACAUAAAGGCUAUUAUUAUAGAUAUCUACACAAUUGGUUAAAUUUAGGAUUGUUAACAAGCGCAGAUCAAAAAUGGCACAAAAGAAGGAAACUUAUUACACCGGCAUAUCAUUUCAAGAUAUUAGAACAGUUUGUUCCUGUUUUUGAUAAAACCGGAAACAUACUCAUGGAUAAAUUACGAGAAAACGUCGGGAAAUUAUCAUUUAAUGUACAAGACUUAAUUUCAUUGUGUACUCUUGAUAUAAUCAAUGAAACUGCAAUGGGAAUAUCAGUCAACGCACAAUUAAACGCCAACACAGAUUAUGUCAAUGCAAUCAAAGUAUUAACACACAUCGUGACAGAGCGUGGAAUAAAAAUAUACAAACAUUUCGAUUUGUUGUACUUCUUCACUAAAGACUACAGAAUUGAGAAGAAAUGUUUGAAAAUAGUUCAUAAUUAUUCGUUAUCCGUAAUUGAAUCACGACGUAAAGAAUUACAAAAGAAUUCGGAGUCAAAUUCAUUUAAUCCUAAUGCUAUUGAUGAAUUUGGGCGUAGGAAACGCAUUGCGUUUUUAGAUCUUUUACUGCAAUCAACAAUUGAUGGUCAACCAUUGACUGAUGAAGAUAUUCGCGAAGAAGUGGACACAUUCAUGUUCGAAGGGCAUGAUACAACAGCAUCCGGGAUUAGUUUUUGGUUGCAUUUGAUCAGUAAACAUCCGGAAAUACAAGAAAAAUUGAUUCUGGAACAGCAAAAUAUAUUUGGAGACGAUCCAUUUAGACCUACAACCUUGUCUGACCUUCAAAACAUGAAUUAUAUGGAAAUGACAAUUAAAGAGACAUUGAGGUUAUAUCCGUCAGUUCCAAUGAUGCUGAGGGAUUGCAUUCAAGACAUCAAAUUUCGUGAUAUGACAUUCAAGAAAGGAACGCAAUUAUUAAUCUUUCCGUUUUAUUUACAUCGUCGCCCUGACAUAUUUCCGGAUCCGGAAAAGUUUAUCCCGGAAAGAUUCCAGGCGGAAAAUAUCAACAAAAGACAUGCGUUUAGUUAUUUAGCAUUCAGCGCCGGAAGUCGUAACUGCAUCGGUCAGAAAUUCGCCAUGUUGGAAAUGAAGUGUAUCUUAGGAAAAAUUUUACGAAAUUUUGAGAUACAUCCAAGUUAUCCAGCGCACGAGGUCAAAAUUCAAGCGGAUAUUAUCAUCGCAUCGAAAAACGGUUACCGAAUUCAAUUAAAACAUAGAAAAUGA
This is a messenger RNA of Dalotia coriaria, 1509 nucleotides long. RefSeq names its product cytochrome P450 4c3-like. The record is from RefSeq and is a predicted model, not a curated record. Gene Ontology annotation, molecular function: oxidoreductase activity, acting on paired donors, with incorporation or reduction of molecular oxygen; monooxygenase activity; iron ion binding. Lineage: Eukaryota; Metazoa; Arthropoda; Insecta; Coleoptera; Staphylinidae. The coding region runs from base 1 to 1509 and encodes 502 amino acids. The transcript has 5 exons.